CUUCACAUUAACAAUAUAGAUUCAUCUGUAUUAUUAAGUUGAAAAUUCUGUUAUUUCAAAAUUGUUACAUGUAUGUAACCAAUUAGCAAUGCCUUUGCACCUGGUGAUUAAUGGCCCGUGUUAAAAGCACUUUAUUUUUUAGGUAAAGUGGGGGUUUUUUUAGAUUAAAAAGUUGGGUGAUCAUUCGGUUGGAAACAUAAAUUACGUAAGCAAUACCCUAACACGUGACUAUACACGUUUUCAUUUUUAAAAAAAUGCAAAAUGUGUUUUUUUAACCUGCUAAUUCUUAGUAUUUAAACGGAAACAUCAUUUCCCGCCAAAAUCAUUCACUGUUUGGAAACCAGAAAGUGAGUGAAGAGAAUGCAAAACCAAACCAGUAACGUGACAACUACUGAGCCUGCUCCAUCUUCGACUAGUGAACUUUGCAAGGAAUAUACAAAUGCAAUAUUUUAUGAUAUUGGAAUGCCUCUUUAUGCGUUAGUAGCGAUACUAAUCAUAUCCCUGUUCGAGAGAAGACGAUACAAAUCUGAUGUUUGUCAUGGAAAACCCGGACUACCACUGCCCAUCAAUUUUCUGGACGGCACAUCAAACUCAGUUGCCAACGCAGCAGCCUUCGGAUGUACUCUGGAAUAUAUUCUAUUUUAUUUGUUUUUUACUAAGUUAUUAGUAAAUAGAUGGUUGACCGCCGUAGUUUUGUUUCUUCUGACGUUCCUAGCCGCACUGGUGUUUUAUCCCAUCUUCGCCUGUUUGAACUCGUCAUCAAGAGUAUUUGGUUCUCUCGUCGGAUUUCUCUAUACAUUACUGUUGACAUCUGUUAUGUUUGCAAGAAGUUACAUAUGUGAUGUAUCGAGAUGGCACUGGGCUCUGUAUGCUGUUACGCUUGUCAGUGAAAUCUACAUCAUGAUUUUGUUUGUCUACCGAUUUUACACAGCCAUAUUUAAAAAAUCCAAAUUUCACAAAGAAGACCUAGUAAAGAUUGACCAAGUUUUGCAUGUUAAGAAACUUUUGGUGGCACCCAAAUCUAAUAUAGAGGAAAACGAUAUUAGACAAAGAAUUGUUUCGUAUUCGGAGACCGUUUUGGCAGAAGCAAAGCUAUGUUGUCUUCACAAAAGCCUGUAUCGGUGUACAACAAGGACUCUUGCCAUCAAUACCAUUGUUAUACUUGUGUUCUACUCGAAUUUUCUAGCGACGAUUUAUCUAGGAGAGAUAUUUGAGAGUUUGUUGUCGAAUUUGGCGGAUCUUGUCUUUAAUAUUUCAAUGAAUGUUCACGAACAGAUUGUCAUUUUAUCGGACGUCAUUAGAGUGUCGUUGAUAAUCAGCAACAUCACAUCAGCUGUUUAUCUGAUAACCAACAUGGUCCUUAUCUACCGGUCUCAGAGACAACAUCUCAUGAAAAGAUGGAGAGGAGACAAAUCUUUUAUUCCCAGUCAAUGCAAACUUGAUCACUCAGAAAUGCUGGUAAAAAAUCUAAUGUAUGCAGGACACCAGGUUUCAUAUCUUAUUGCAGGUUACGUUCUUUUCCAAUCAGUGGUGAUUGUGUUUUGCAUCCUGUUAUCUUACUUUUGUAUUUUGCCAAUAAUGAAAAAGGUUCCAGAAGUGUUUCUGACACCACUGGAAUUUGUUUUACCUGGUGUGAUCUUUUUGUUUGUCCUGAGAUUCAUUCUUCGAUUCAUCAGUAGUCGUGUGUUCCUACAAAAUCAUUAUCUAAGUUCUGACAAUGAAAAGCACUGGGAAAAGGCACUGGCUCUGGAUAACAGACGGGUAUACCAGAACUUGUCAUUUUUCCUGUUUUUCUACUAUAUCCUGACUGGGUUGUACCGAUGUACAUUCCGUGUCCUGACUUCUAUCUGUAUUAAUUUAUUCUACAUUGCACGUAUGGACAAACCAUUACUGAUUCCUGGGUUUGAGCGUUUUGACAUAGGGUACAUGACUUACCUUGGAUUCUUGGAGGUCGAGCUUCAUCAAUGUCACCCAGUAGUUGUUGUCUGCUGUAAUUUGCUGAUGAAAUCUGCGAGUCCUCUAUCAUCUAGCCAGGACAUAAGCUUAGAGUCACCUAUGGGGGCAUGUAAGAGAAAUAAAAUGUCCAAAAUGUACACACGAAGAGUGAGAAACAAGUGGCAAAAGAUUAAGACGUUGAUCUUUAACCAGAAUCUUUGUAAUGAAUCGAAAUCAAAUGUUUCUUUUCUAACGCCACGUCCAGCAAAGUUGAAUUUGGUUCAAUAAAAUGCUCUAAUCAUUAUUUUGCCACAAAUUCAAUUUACUUUGGAUGACCAAUUGUUUAGUCUGUACUUUUCACUAUUUUGUUUGUAUAAAGGGUUUUGAUGUUUAAACAGUAAUUAGGUAAACAUCUCUGUGAAUGUGUUCAAAUUUUAUAGAUAUUUUGAAUCUGUUCUAUUUUUCAGUAGCUUUACAGUGUAUGUUCAUUAUUUUAUGUUCAUAUUGUUUUAUGAAGGAAACCUGUACCCUGCAAAAAUGUUAUUGUUGCAUUAUUUUUUUUGGUUAAAAAUCAU
Molecule: messenger RNA, 2510 nt
Organism: Magallana angulata
Lineage: Eukaryota; Metazoa; Mollusca; Bivalvia; Ostreida; Ostreidae
Product: stimulated by retinoic acid gene 6 protein-like
Exons: 16
Coding region: 361-2223 (620 amino acids)
Biological process (GO): vitamin A import into cell
Cellular component (GO): plasma membrane
Molecular function (GO): signaling receptor activity; retinol transmembrane transporter activity
Source: RefSeq, a predicted model, not a curated record